Molecule: messenger RNA, 946 nt
Organism: Quercus robur (English oak)
Lineage: Eukaryota; Viridiplantae; Streptophyta; Magnoliopsida; Fagales; Fagaceae
Product: agamous-like MADS-box protein MADS3
Exons: 8
Coding region: 99-845 (248 amino acids)
Biological process (GO): positive regulation of transcription by RNA polymerase II
Cellular component (GO): nucleus
Molecular function (GO): RNA polymerase II cis-regulatory region sequence-specific DNA binding; protein dimerization activity; DNA-binding transcription factor activity, RNA polymerase II-specific
Source: RefSeq, a predicted model, not a curated record
CAUUUUGGUAUAACCUAAAACCAAUACAGAUUCCACUCCUCUUUGAGUAUUGUGUGUGUGUGUGUCUAAUACUUUUUAGAAAGAGAAAAAGAGCAAGUAUGGGGAGGGGAAGAGUGGAACUGAAAAGAAUAGAGAACAAGAUCAACCGGCAAGUUACUUUCUCUAAGAGGAGGAAUGGUUUGCUCAAGAAAGCUCAUGAACUUUCUGUGCUUUGUGAUGCUGAGGUUGCUCUCAUCAUUUUCUCAAGUCGUGGCAAGCUCUAUGAUUAUGGAAACGUUGGAAUAACCAAAACACUAGAGCGAUACCAGCAAUCUUGCUUCACUCCUCAAGAUAACAGCAUUGAACGUGAAACACAGAGCUUUUACCAAGAGUAUGCAAAGUUGAAGGCUAAAUAUGAUUCUCUUCAGAUCACUCAAAGGCAUUUGCUUGGAGAAGAUCUUGGACCAUUGAGCGUCAAAGAGUUGCAAAGCCUUGAGAAGCAGCUUGAAGGAGCUCUGCAACUAGCUAGGCAAAGGAAGACACAAAUUAUGAUCGAAGAAAUGGAAGAACUUCGCAAAAAGGAGCGCCACCUUGGAGACCUCAAUCAACAGCUUAAGAUUAAGCUUAACGAGGAAGGACAUACUCUUAAGGCUAUUCAAACCAUAUGGGGCUCUACUUCAGCUGCUGGAAAUAGCAACUUUGUUUUCCAUCCUUCUCCACUCAACCCCCUGGAGUGUCAGACUGAACCUGUCUUACAAAUAGGGUUCAAUCACUAUGCUCAAGAAGGAUCGUCUGCUCCAAAGAGCAUGUCUAAUGAAGGCAACUUCAUUCCAGGAUGGGGUCUUGCAACACCCUUCAAAUUCUAAAAGUAUAAUUUGCCUUAAUAAUGUGUAUGGCAUUUGUGUUGGGAUUUAUAUAUACUUGUUUACGUCUUUACAAGAUAUUAUGACUUUAUGAGAGAUGCUUA